Messenger RNA from Pisolithus orientalis, 3755 nucleotides. RefSeq lists its product as uncharacterized. Gene Ontology annotation, biological process: positive regulation of TORC1 signaling. The record is from RefSeq and is a predicted model, not a curated record. Lineage: Eukaryota; Fungi; Basidiomycota; Agaricomycetes; Boletales; Pisolithaceae. The transcript is spliced from 11 exons. The coding region runs from base 343 to 3549 and encodes 1068 amino acids. Gene Ontology annotation, molecular function: protein binding. Gene Ontology annotation, cellular component: cytoplasm.
UGCAGCAAAGGAGGCCGAAAAAGCAGAUAGUACUGUUAAUUAGCUUCCAAUCCUGCGGUGGGCAAUUUGAGCGUCUAGCCAGCAGUGGUACGUCCAAAGGAACUAACCUGCAAUGAUCACCUGUACUUCAUUCCACUCCGCGGGACGAGGUUAGGAUAAAAGCGGACUUGGAGGACAUGGGUCGCGCCAAUCCAGGUAUUCGUUUCUUCUCGGCUGAGACAGGGGGGGGGUGGGCACGUGACUGGUGGCUUGCCAGAGUCCGAGAAGCUAAUACGUUGAUCCACACGCUACAUACUCACCGAACAACGCUAGCCCGCUACCGUUAACGCCGGACACCGGAGAAUGGUUGCCACAGCACAGGCUGAAAAACAGAUUCUAUGGCACCCACGAUCGCAGAGCAGAUUUGUUGUCGGUGGAGGCUCCCAGAUAUCAUUGUAUGAGUGGGAUUCUGAGCAGUCGGAAAUACGUCAUUUGAGCUCCCGAAGUGAUUUCUCGUUCAUGAAGUGUUUUGCCUGGUCUCCCAGCCCAGCUGUCGACGACCUUUUUGCGGUAGGCCUGGUAUCUGGGCGCGUCGAACUUAUACGACUAGAGGCAACGAGAGUGGCCCGCAAUAAUGUCCUUUCCAGUGGGCCAGUAGCUGCACUUCCAGUCCGCAAUUCCCGAUCAUGUAACACGCUCGCAUUUUGUCAAGCCGACCCAAAUUACCUCGCAGUCGGCCUUGACAAAGUCCGCGGAGAUCCCAGUCUCAUCAUCUGGGACGUGCAGUCGUGCGUUUCCACGUUGCUCCCCUCGAAAGUUGGCCUGCCUUCAAAUGAUGCGGUGGUCACACGGCCCCAACCACGCAUAGCUAAGGCAGACGUCGGGCCUCGAGCGGAUUCGCGAAUGCUGCAACAAUAUGCUCCCACGGAGGUGGUUUCAGCGCUCUCCUUCCUCCCGCAGUCUACCUGCUUGCUGCUUGCCGGAAUGUCCUCUCGGUGGUUUCGUUUAUUUGACCUUCGCAGUCCUAUGUCAGCAGCUACCAGUGUGGCGAACAAAGUGUCCGGGAUAGCUACGAACGCGAUUGAUCUACAUCAGGUUGGGUGUUAUGGCGAUGGAACGGUAACGAUUUGGGACAUACGAAAGUUGCCACAACCACUGUUAACAUUUACGGAUAAAGACGCUAUUGCUGACGGUGAACGCCCCCGUCCGGGAUCAGUUGUACAUCACAUCGAGUUCUCCAGCACCCGCAGGGGCAUGUUGGCGGUCUUAGAAAAGGACUUAACCUACGUACGAUUCUGGGAUAUUAGGAGCGCGAACGCGGCAGAUGCAUCGGAAGGGGGGCGUUCUCGCGAUGCUUCUCAAUCGCGUGUCCCACGUCGGUCUUGGACAAAUCUGCCUUGGACAGCAUCGGGAUCCAGUGGGGCAGAAGGUAUACCAGAAUUCCAAGAUCCUUCCUCUGUGGUACUAGCCGAUACUCGCAAGACGAAACAUUUCGGUCGUCCGUUGGCGUCCUUUGCCUUGGUACCUGAUGCACGCCCAUUUUCGGCGACUUCUGAGGUAAUGGUGGUCAAUAAAGAUGGUGAUUUGGAACUGUAUGCACUGCAUGACAUGCCAAAGCAAUCGACGUGGAGUUCUAGAGGAGAUCUCGUUAUCGGAACCGGCCCUUCUCAUCUGCCCAUCGACCAAACCGACAGCGCGCCUAUCCCACUCGGGAGUAGAGAAGCAGACAACCCUCUAGUUUCAAGGCGAGAUGUCAAUGGUUUUCCGGCCCUACUUACGGCUGGCGUUAGAGAUCGUCGACAGUUGAAAUCUCGAGCUUAUAGCCCUGCCUCGUUCCGACAUUAUCCGUUGGAAGCUGCAGAGCGACCAUCCCAGCGUCAAUACGGAGAAAGAGAAAAGCUAAAAGUCCAGCAUACUCCGACUGAGAGGAACACCCCACGAAAUAAGAAAAGCACCUCCUGUACAAUUCAACAGGUCGUCGAGGACGACGUCUCUAUGGUCAUGCGAACAAGAGCUAUUUGUGGGUAUGGGAUUAGCAAUGGUUUUCACAACGCAAAGCUCACCCAGGCCGAUUCAUUUGGUCGCAAUGGUUUGUCAGAAUUAUGGGCUUGGUUACUACAUUCGCGAGAUUUAUUGUGCUAUCCAGCCUCACGUGUACACGGAUAUGAUUUUUCAAAUCAAGGCCUACAAGGCAUAUGGGAUGGUUUCCCCGCUUUGCCACGUGUGGCUGCGGCCAAGACCAAAUCCACAAUCAGUUUGCCUGCAGAGCUGCUUUCCACAUCCUUUGAGACCACAACUACUGAUGCAAAUUCAUCCGGCACACCUUCACCGACAGAUAUUCCAGGUUUGUUGGGAACUUCGCCACAAUCCGCCGAGGACGUAUUUUAUGGUGAUUUCGAUGCCGCUGUGGGUUUACUACUCUCGCAACAGAACCCAAUGCGGCUACCGUCGUCCCCCUCGUGCCGGACGAAAAGGGCGAAGCAACGGCAAUUUGCCAUUCAGCUCUGUGGAUGGAGUCUGGUAGAUGAAGAUCUUUCCUCUGCGAUAAAAAAAUGGGAAAGAGACGGACAAUACACCCGUGCAGCAUGUUGGCUCGUAUUCACCAAGCAAUAUACAAAAGCUCUUGAACUUCUCAUGCGAAGCAAAGAUGAAACGCACCACCUCAUAGCAGGAACGCUUGCAGCACUUGUACCAGGAGGAUCGAGGAGCAGCGAAUUGUGUGAACUCUCCGAGAGAUUGAUCGUUCGGCUCCUUGAUCCUUACGUCCGCGUUAUGUUAACACAGCUAACAUCUAAAGAUUGGUCCGACGUUUUGGAAGAGGAAGCAUUACCUCUUCGCGAGCGGCUCGCCAUCGCGUUUCAAUUUUUGGAGGACAGGGCGUUGUCGUCAUACCUUCGCCGAACCGUGGAGCGUCUCAGCUCAAGAGGUGAUAUCGAAGGGCUCAUCAUUACCGGAUUGACGCCGGCCGGGAUGGAUAUACUGCAAAGCUAUGUCGACCACACCGGAGAUGUGCAGACAGCCGCUAUUCUUUCUUCUUAUGUUUGUCCCGCCAGAUUCCAGGACCUGAGAGCCGAAAGGUGGCAAGAGGCAUACCGGGAUUUGCUGGAUGGCUUCAAGCUUUUCCAUCAUCGUGUCAACUUUGACAUUGGUCGUGGCCAAAUACUUCAGGAAGCUGUACAAAAUGGAGACCUGUCCCCGAUGUAUAAAUGGGCACCUCAGCACAUUCUUAUUCGGUGUAAUUAUUGCUCAAAGCCUACGAAUCCGAACAACAUGGACGCUCCAAGCAACAACCGAGUGACCGCCUGUCGCUGUGAUCGUGCCUUGCCAAGGUGCUGCGUUUGCCUGAUGACACUUAGCAUCGUUCCUGAUGCUAGUCGGAACGCCGAUUUGCUCAGUUCCCACUCUACCUCCAGGGACACAAUUGAGGACGCCAUCAUUAUUUGUCAAACCUGCAGGCACGGUGGCCAUGCUUCCCACAUAUUGGAGUGGUUCUUCGGCGAGGAGGGUGCUGGUUCCCAUGGGAAAUGUCCAGUUGCAGAUUGUAACUGCCGUUGUGGGGAUGAGUUGUGAGCACGGGAUGUCGAAUCUACUAUUAUUGCCUCGAGCACAUAGGAUACGGAUAACAUGUAGCUUUCACCACUAUCUAGUAGUCCAUCAUUGCCGCUUGUGGAGACGACAUAGUGCUGCUAGCGAAAGCGAAGCUCCCACUGGUUGGUCUAUGCCUGCAUUUAUGUCUCCUCGUUGUGUGCUGCUGUUGCGAGGGGUGAUAAGAACAG